Sycon ciliatum is the source of this 3081-nucleotide messenger RNA. RefSeq names its product peroxisome biogenesis factor 2-like. Lineage: Eukaryota; Metazoa; Porifera; Calcarea; Leucosolenida; Sycettidae. Gene Ontology annotation, biological process: protein import into peroxisome matrix. The record is from RefSeq and is a predicted model, not a curated record. Gene Ontology annotation, molecular function: zinc ion binding. Gene Ontology annotation, cellular component: peroxisomal membrane. Bases 251 to 1192 code for a protein of 313 amino acids. The transcript is spliced from 10 exons.
CACAACAAUGGACAACAAUUCAGAAAGACAGCCAGCGACUUCCUUCUGGACUGGGUGGACAAGAUAGCCGAGGUGCUCUAGUGAUUUUCUCUGCUCUAUACAUGUAGACCUACCAGAUUGUGAAGCACGCCACUUGAUUACGACCUACCAGAUUAUUAUCUUUACGAGCCAUUGUGGAGUGAGUGUGAUUCUUGGUGCAAAAGCUAUCUUAGUUGCGUCCAGGAAAGCUGGAAAGGAAAUACCGAGCGAGAUGGCCAGUGUCCCAGGGAGGGGAAACGUAGCAGCUCUGAGAGUAGUGCAGCUCGACGCAUCGGAGCUGGACGAGGAACUGGUCCUGACCCUGCGCCAGCAGGUUGUGUCCGCCUUUCGUCACUUUCAGCCCGGAGGGUGGUUGGCUAGCUUGCAGCCAGAGAUCAACGCCGUGUUGCGCACUUUGAUAUGGAAGCAUUCCAUAUACUCAGAUGGAGCAUCGUUUGGCCAGUCCAUGCUCAACUUGACCUACAGCCCAGCAGAUUCUUCUGGGAUAUCUCUGAAGGCGAAGAUAGCACACGGUCUGGUGUCUGUUCUGGGAUCGUGGCUCGCCGAGCGACAGGCCAUUCUGUGCCGUGUACUGACACGUUACUCCUCGAUUCCUGCUGACACGCUGAGGCGGUACGUCAGUGGCUGUGGUGCUGCUCUGCGCUUGGCAAGCCUGGUCAACAUACUGGUGUUCCUUCAGCAAGGACAGUACUCGUCUUUAUUGGAGCGUCUGCUCGGCCUUCGCACCUAUUUCUUUCGAUCCGAUCUUCGCCGACAGGUUGGAUUUGACUUCCUCAACCGCGAGCUGCUCUGGCAUACGUUUGGUGAGUUUCUCCUCUUCCUAUUGCCGAUGAUAAGCGUCCACCGGCUGAAGCUGGCGCUCAGAUCCUUCCUGGCUAGGUUCCCUGGCAUGCAACGCCUGUUGGGAAUAUCAGCGUUGGUCAGUGGCUCGUCGCAGGCAGCCUCUCAGCCAAUUUCGCACACGUCGCCGCCAUUGGAAUGCGCCGUCUGCGAGAAACUGGCCACGUGCCCGCACACCGCGGACUGCGGGCACUUCUUCUGUCACUACUGUGUUACGGCCAAUGUCCAGGCAGAUGAGUUCUUCUCCUGUCCGCAGUGCAACUGUCAGAUCAGAUCUGUGCGGCCAGUCGCCGUUGACAAGCCUCCAUCGUGACCGGACGGUUUAGUGUAGAAAGGAAUUCCAGGACUGUGACCAUGCUGCAUGGCUGAUCAAGUAGAAAGGCAAUGGUGUCGCUCGGUCUACAUGUGAGCGAGCUUGACCGUCUACCAUCCAGUGGUCAACCGUGCUCGGCUUUCCUGGCUCGAUGUCCGAUGAUAAUUAUCCCUCCAACUGCGUGUGAUUGAGCUAAACUAUCUUCUAACCAGCGUUCAAUCCCGUUCGGCUUUCCUGUCUCGAUGUCCGAUGAUGUCUAUCCGACUAUGUACGGGCUAAACCGUCCAAGAUCCAGCAGCCAAUCCUGCUUCGCCUUCCCGGCACUCAUCGUUAUAGUUGUGAGGCAGGUGUUACGAUGACAGGGACAUGAAAAGAUCCGUUUGCCUGCAGUGACGUGCAUGGUAUCGAACGCCACCGCGGGAAGCCGAGCGUCGGUGAGCAGUGUGGAUGUGUCAGUUCUGCUCCGUGCGUGAGGUCCAGAACGUGCCAGUAGUCGGAACAUCGCGGCGAUCCGAGCGACCUCUGCCGUUCCCCUGCGACGAGCAGGCCUCCCUCUUGCCUUCGCAUUUGCACUUGUCCCCUGUGGCGUACUGGCUGGCAACCUCUUUGGCCUGUGGAGCGCGCUGGUCUGAACACGUGGUGUGUGUGUGUGUUGCAGCACUCCUGUACACGCUUCUUGUACUGCUGGGCAUUGAUGAUUGGGUCAGGCAGCAAUGAUGUCACCACACCAGCAAUGAUGGCACCACACCAGAAAUGAUGUCACCAUACCAGCAAUGAUGUCACCACAUUGUAGGCUCCUGCAAGUGCUGAGGUCAGGAACUCAAUGCACUUGUUUCAGCUGCUUCUGGCAGCCAUUUCAGUCUUCUAGCAAAACGUCGGAAUGCAGCAACUCAACGUCUUUCACAUCGUGUGCUCGUUUCCUUUACUGAAUGUUGGCCCGAGCGUGGUAUGCAUCCAAAUCCUGCUGGCAGCGCAGCUGUGUAAACAUAUGCACACAGGUGCUCGUGGACAGUAGAAACUGGGGACACAAGAUUGACAGAACUGCAUCAUUCAGCAUGACCUGACACUGAGCUUGCCUGCGUGUGGUUGAUCCGAUAUCAACGUGCUAUGAUGAACAUACUUGGACUAAAUUGCAUGUAAGUUACUUGCGCGUAUCUCCGUCACACUCCAUCGCAUCCAUCUUACGCUCUCGGCUAGCUUUCAUGCCUAGCAGCCAUCACCACCACCAUUAUUAUUAUUUAUCACAGCAUCUCAUAGCACAGUGAGAACACCGGCCAAUGCAAAGAGAGAGGGUGUUAGCCAACCACGGCAAGGAAGGGAGAAGGGGAGGAGAAGAAAAAGGAACCGGCAUGGAUAAGCAUAACAAGGCCAGUUCUGUUGACUACACUGUUAGCGUAGCAAUGGUGGAGAGUUGUGUUGCGUUGCUGCCUCCCUGUGCACAUGUUGCAGCGGCGUCGCACACGCUACGGUCACUACGGUAUUGACCGUACCACUCUUUGUCCCAGCUACCCGGGAAUCAAUAAAAUGAGCUGGUCUGGACUCAAAAUUUCCCGAAAUGUUCAGCUCAGGCACCCUUCCCCCCACGAGUAAAUUGCACUUCAGAUGGCUGACCGUGCCACACUGAAAUACCGUCCGAGACCCGAUGUGCUGUCAUGCUUGCAUCACUGUGAUAGACAUUCCCCAGCUGAGCCAUUCCGCUUGCGUCCACUUUGAAAGCCUUUCAGUAUCAUAUCGUGCUUUUUCUCAUGCCUUUUUCCUGAAAAUAUGAAUUUUUGUAGGACUACAUGGCCUUGAGUUUUGUUUUUGACUUUUUGGUGUACGAGAAGACCACUGACUUGGCCCAUGUCAAGUUGGUUACCCUUGUUUCAGUCAAGUUAGGUGCCGUUCGG